Dalotia coriaria is the source of this 2486-nucleotide messenger RNA. Its product is annotated as methionyl-tRNA formyltransferase, mitochondrial. Gene Ontology annotation, molecular function: methionyl-tRNA formyltransferase activity. The record is from RefSeq and is a predicted model, not a curated record. The coding region runs from base 42 to 953 and encodes 303 amino acids. The transcript has 5 exons. Lineage: Eukaryota; Metazoa; Arthropoda; Insecta; Coleoptera; Staphylinidae. Gene Ontology annotation, biological process: biosynthetic process; conversion of methionyl-tRNA to N-formyl-methionyl-tRNA. Gene Ontology annotation, cellular component: mitochondrion.
UUUUAACUAUAGUACUAACCAACAAAUUUCAACACACUGCAAUGAGACUUCUUUUAUUAAAUAAUCACAGAAAGAUAUUAAUUAAUACGUAUCAGAGAUUAUAUUCACAUACUUCUUUGAAGCCUCCAUGGGAUGUGUUAUUCUUUGGCACGGAUAACUUCUCUUUAGAAAGUCUUAAAACUCUUCACAAAUCAUCAUUAGAAAAAACUAGUCAGGUUAUAAGAAAAUUAGAGGUAGUAACCACUUCUAACAAUAGUUAUGUAAAAAAGUAUGCUGAACAUCAUCAAAUUCCAAUUCACAACUGGCCAUUACACUCACCCGAAGAAACAUGCAAACAAUUUCUAGUUGGAGUUGUUGUUUCAUUUGGAAAUUUAAUUCCCAAGCAUAUAAUAGAAGCAUUUCCACUUGGGAUGAUAAAUGUUCAUGCAAGUUUACUGCCAAGAUGGAGGGGUGCAGCUCCAAUAAUCCAUGCACUGGCAGCAGGUGAUACUAAAACAGGUAUAACAAUCAUGAAGAUACGUCCGCACAAGUUUGACAUCGGUGAGAUAAUCCACCAAGAAGAAAUUUCUAUUGAUGAACAAAUAAAAAUGCCAGAAUUGCACGAUUCACUCGCGAAAAUUGGUGCUAAAAACCUUCUAGAUGUUUUAAAACAUUCACCAAGUAUUCUAGAAACAGCCAGGAUACAAGAUUCACACAUUGCUACACUCGCACCGCGUAUAAAUUCCAAAAUGGCCGACAUCGAUUUCACUCAGCAGAAAGCCAAAGAUUUAUACAAUUUGAGUCGCGCCCUGACCGGUGUCUACCCACUUGUGACCAGUUAUAAAGCCCAGAAGGAUAUGAAGGGAAGAUUCGUGGGUGUUUUAAACAAUAUGAAGACAUUGGUGAUCUGUGUGAGCGUUUUUAUAAGACUAACACUUGUAUUAAUAACAAAAGCGAAAAAAAUUAAGAAUUAAUCUUCUGGGUUGUCGUGUUUUUCUUCUACGACGACAUCUUUAUCGUUGUCAACGGAUUUUUUCCGUAGCAUGCCGGGUUUGUAGAUUUGCAUUGCUGGACGGUCCUUGUUACGAAUCCUACGCUGGGUUCUCGGGUCGUUUUCCCUUGGUUUUCGUCCCGAACAUUCACCAUCUUCAUCCUUCUGUGUGUUGUCCGAUUUUUUGGCAUGCUUUUUAACUUCUGGUUUGGUUUCUGGUUUUUCGCCGUUAUCAGCGGCGCGUUUGGCUUCUUCUUUGGAAGCUUCGACGAUUUUGCGUUCCUCACGACGUUCGCUGUAUUUCUUCACCUUUUUCUGUUGCUCACAUUUAACUUCCGGUUUUGGAGUGUUCUCAACGCGGAAAUGUUGCUCUCGUUGUUGUUUUACAUCCCUGUUACGAUCCUCGAACUUGAAUUUAUUCUUCUUCUUGUCUUUAUCGUCAUAUUUUUUGUUUUUAAAUGUUUUCUCUUGUUUUGGUUUUGGGUCAACCUUCUCUUUUUUUGUUUCUGCAGUUGAUGGUUUAGCUUCCACCGAAACUAAAUCUUCAUCUGUUUCUUUAAAGUUAAGUUCCUCAGUGUUAUUUUUAUUUUCUUUCUCGUUAUCGCGUUCUUUCUGCUCCUUUUUGGCAACGUUUUUCUGUUUCUUUUCGUCUAGUCGUUUCUUCCUAUCCUCUUCUCGUAAUUUCUUCUUUUCCUGUUCUUUUUUGCGUCGUUCUUCGCGUUUUUCUUCACGCACACGCAAUCUCUCAACUUUUCUUUGUUUUAAAUAAUCCAACAGAGGUGUGGUCAUAUCAUUCUUAUUCUCUGUGUUUGUCAAAUUCAGAUUGUACUCUGGUUUCUCCUCCUGAUUGGGUUGUUCAAUCAAUGAUUCCAGGAAUGCUAUGUAAGCUGGAUCAGAUUCAAUGGUGGCUGUUUUUAAAUCAGCGCGUUGUUUGCGUUUCUUGGGAACUUUUUGGAAUGAGGCAUAUUCUACAACUGCAGCAUAUUCAUGACCAUUUCCAUCAAUGAAGACAUAGUUGUCAAAUUUUUCCUUAAAAAUGUAAAUGUCUUCUUGAUUUGUGAAAUUUACGUACACUCUGGCAAAUGCAUUCCCACCCAGGGAGUUGUCCCCUUUGAUGGUGUAGAUGUAAUUGUAGUUUGGGAUUGGAGAGACUUGAUUCAGAAACUCUUCCUGGGUCAUUGAUGGUGGUAGUCUCCUGAUUACAACCUUAGUUGCAGGCUUGUCCUUUUUGUCCACUUUGUUCUGGGAUUGUGCGUCAUUUUUGUCACGUUUUGUUGCUUCAUUCUCCGUCAGUACCAUUGCUGGAAAUUGUUACAAUAUGUGCUAAUCAGUGGUUCAAGUUUGGUUGAUUUAACGAAUCUCACCGUAGUUUUAUUGCAAACGCAAUAGCAAUACUAACACCAAGGAGGUUAUGAUUAAACAAAUGUAUUUACUGACACGGUGUAGAUAUCCAGCUCAAAAUGAAACUUGUCUUCUUGAAGUAAUAAUUCUGCAAUAAAAACAAUAUCAAAAUGUC